This is a messenger RNA of Chanos chanos (milkfish), 1107 nucleotides long. RefSeq names its product P43 5S RNA-binding protein (gene 42sp43). The transcript has 9 exons. The record is from RefSeq and is a predicted model, not a curated record. The coding region runs from base 1 to 1107 and encodes 368 amino acids. NCBI's taxonomy places the organism in Eukaryota, Metazoa, Chordata, Actinopteri, Gonorynchiformes, Chanidae. Gene Ontology annotation, cellular component: nucleus.
AUGAACCAAGUGAAAUGCAUUAAAUCGGACGCGGUGUCGCGAUUACAGCUCUACAACUGCGCGCAGACAGACUGUGGGGCCACGUUUACACGACAAUGGCGUCUGAAAGAGCAUGAGACGAUUCACACCGGUGCGCGGCCACUAAAGUGUAAUGUGGCAGGUUGCGGUCGCCGUUUCACACGCAAGUCCCACCUGACCCGUCACGCUCUAGUACACGGUGGGGUGAAGAAAUUCGGGUGCACCGCUGCGGGCUGCGCUAAGACUUUCUUCAAUACCGGUAACCUGAAGAGGCAUGUUGGUUAUGCGCACGGAGAAAAGGACAAGUACUUCAAGUGCAAUUUUCAAAACUGUACUAUGACGUUUCGAAAACGACGUGCUCUAAAACUUCACCUGAAGACACAUGGCGCAACAUCCACUUUUAAGUGCUCUCAGGGAAAUUGCGGCAUGACGUUUGACACCCACGUUGCCCGCAAUGCACACGAGCGAACUCAUAAUGGGUAUCGUUGUUCUCAGAAGGACUGUAAGGUUGUAGAACACACUUGGGGUAAACUGCAGAAGCAUAUGGCUAAACAUCCAGCCUCGUUCCCCUGUGGGCUGUGCAAGAGGAUGUUUCUGAAGCGGGACGCGCUGCGGAGACACAAGCGCACUCACGCUCUACAGAAACCCGUGCUCCUGUGCCCCAACCAAGGCUGCCAGGCCUACUUCUCCACCACCUUCAACCUGCAGCACCACAUCCGCAAGGUGCACCUGCAGCUACUGCGACACGGCUGCUCCUUCCCAGGCUGCAACAAGGCCUUCGCCAUGCGGGAGAGCCUGACCAGACACCUGCUGCAUCAUGACCCCGACAUAGUGAAACUUAAGCAUAAGCAGAGGCGAAGCAGCAAGAGCUGGCAGAAGCGUUUGGAAGGACGCAACCGGCGCCCCCUGGUGGAAGAUGACCUGCGACGCCUCUUCGAACUGCGCAUGCGGGUUUCUCGCCGAACCAAGCUGGAGGCCGAUCUCUCGGGUUUGUUCAACGAGCGGAAGAUCCCACACCACGUUGACCCUGAGGUUAACCUGCGUGACCUCUUCAAUGUUAAAGCACCGCAGUCAAAGGUCAAGGUUUAA